Staurois parvus is the source of this 445-nucleotide messenger RNA. Lineage: Eukaryota; Metazoa; Chordata; Amphibia; Anura; Ranidae. The record is from the annotation of a GenBank genome assembly.
AGGUCAGUGUAAAAAGAUUGUGGCGCCCGAGUCAGGUUCCUACCAUAUUGUGCACGGCAAUGGCUCGUCAGUGGGGACUGUUAUUAUGUUCCAGUGUGCCUCUUCCUAUCAGCUGGUCGGUGAAGGGUUAACAACUUGUGUCUGGAAGGGGAACAGCACCUUAUGGACGUCUGGAGCUCCAACAUGUAAACCCCUAUCAAAAUAUGAGACGUUUGGAUUUAAAGUGGCAGUCAUUGCCUCUAUUGUGAGCUGCGCCAUCAUCCUGCUCAUGUCGAUGGCAUUUCUGGUGUGCUGUCUCGUGAAAUGUGUGAAGAAAAGUGAAAAGAGAAGAUCCAAAAGAGACAAGGUCGUAUGGCAUCAAUUAGAAUGCGAGGAACUGGAGAACAUGCAGGCGGCAUAUUUCGCGAUGAAAGGGGGAAAUAACAACAACAACAAGCCAGCGAGG